CAGAGAUCAAUAGAGAUUGGCCUUUAGUCUAAGUUUAAUUAAUUUACCAAUUAGAAUUUUGUAUUUAUCUAAUUAAUUAUUAAUAAAUAAUUAAAUAUUAUAUAUGUAGAUACACAUGUGAUAUUUUUAUUAUUAUUAUAUGUGUGAGUAUUUAGUCCCUACAACAAUUGUUGCAGCUGUCAUACUCCAAGGAGAGAGAAUGUGUGUAAAUCAUUAUUUGUAAACAUCGUAUAAAAAUAUGCCUAAUAAAUAUAUUCGCAUAGCUGAACACAAACGUGGUAAUUGGACUCAAGAGCAAUUGACAAAAGCUCUGGAAGCAAUAAAAAAUGAUAACAUGUCCAUUUAUCGUGCUGCUUCGUUAUACGGUGUACCUAGAAAAACAUUGGAGAGACGUUUUAAACAAAAUAAAUUCUUAAAAGGAGGCUUAGGUCCUGGAUGUACAUUUGGUUAUGAUAAUGAAAGACGACUUGCUAAUCAUAUAAUAAGAAUGCAAAGUAUGGGAUUUACGUUUACAAAAAAUGACUUAAGAAUAAUUGCAUAUAAAUUUGCACAACAUUUUGGUAUAAGACAUAAAUUUAAUGAAGAAAAACAAAAGGCAGGCUACGAUUUUAUUAAUGGAUUUCUAUCAAGAAAUCAAGACAUCAAAAUAAGUAGAUCAGAAGCCAUUUCUUCUGCUCCAAACCAAGAUAAAAAUCACAGUGACAUGAAUGAUUUUGGAUUAUUCAAUAAUACUUUAACUGAAAGCAAUUCAUUAAAUAGUUCAUUGAGUAUAUAUUCUUUGAAUAGUAAAUAUAAUGAUGAAAAUACAGUGAAAUCUGAACAAAUUGAAACUGAAUCUGAUUUAUUCGAAGAAGAAAGUAUUACGAUUAAACGGGAAGAUAUAGAAUCAAAAUAAAUAAAUAUGUAAUAACUUCUCACUGUAAAGUUAACAAUUAACAAUAUUUUGAAUUGUUAAGAAACUUUAAUCGAUCUAAAACUUAAUUACAUAAUUUAACUUUUUAACUGAAAAGUCGAAUUGUAAUAGAGAGAGUGUCUCUUAUAUAUUAAGACUUAAAAACACAGAUUAUUUGUGGUUUUUUAUUUAUAAAACUUUUGAACAUUCAUAUGUAUAUAUAACAUCUUAUUGCUGCAUAAAAUAACGAUAAACUUUAUCAUCAAAUAUUUCUAACUUCACUAGAUUCAUCAUAGACAUCAAUGUUUGUUAAUUGAGGCUCAUCAAAUUUAUGGAAAGUUUGACUCGACGAAAAUUUUUCCAACUUUCCUAUAAUCAACUUUUGUAAUCGAUUGAUCAAAUAAGGAUAAGACUCAAUAAUUUUUAAAAAAUCAUCACGAUGAAGUAAAUAAACUUCACAAGUCUCCAUUGCAA
Chelonus insularis is the source of this 1366-nucleotide messenger RNA. RefSeq lists its product as uncharacterized. NCBI's taxonomy places the organism in Eukaryota, Metazoa, Arthropoda, Insecta, Hymenoptera, Braconidae. The transcript has 2 exons. The record is from RefSeq and is a predicted model, not a curated record. The coding region runs from base 239 to 895 and encodes 218 amino acids. Gene Ontology annotation, molecular function: DNA binding.